AUGUCGUCGUCUUCUCCAAGUGAAAGCGGUGGCGAUUUGACUGAGCGAAGAGGUAUUCCUGCCGCCAAAUUCAUCCAAGAUGUCGAGACUUAUCUCUCUCAGUCCGGCCUCGAUUCCAACUCCGCUCUCGCCUUCCAUCAAGAAAGGCUCCAGCAAUACAAAGUUGUUGAUAUGAAGCUUCUUGCUCAGCAAAGGGAUCUUCAGGCUAAAAUCCCAGAUAUUGAGAAGUGCUUGGAGGUUGUUGCCACUCUGCAAGCAAGGAAGGGUACUGGUGAGUCGCUUUUAGCCGAUUUUGAAGUCUCUGAAGGAAUAUAUUCACGGGCCUGUAUUGAAGACACAGACUCGGUGUGUUUGUGGUUGGGAGCAAAUGUCAUGCUGGAAUAUUCCUGUGAAGAGGCUACAGCUCUUCUGAAAAACAAUCUGGAAAAUGCUAAAGCCAGCCUGGAGGUUCUUGUUGGUGAUUUACAGUUCUUGAGGGAUCAAGUCACAGUUACUCAGGUAACUAUUGCACGUAUUUAUAACUGGGAUGUUCAUCAGAGGAGGGUUAAACAAGUUGCCCCUACUGCUAUUACUGCUGGAGACUCAUGA
Molecule: messenger RNA, 588 nt
Organism: Microthlaspi erraticum
Lineage: Eukaryota; Viridiplantae; Streptophyta; Magnoliopsida; Brassicales; Brassicaceae
Source: the annotation of a GenBank genome assembly